Effrenium voratum is the source of this 829-nucleotide messenger RNA. NCBI's taxonomy places the organism in Eukaryota, Dinophyceae, Suessiales, Symbiodiniaceae. The record is from the annotation of a GenBank genome assembly.
CAGUUUCUUGGUUGUCUUGUGGUUUGUGCCGCCAUGUCUCCCACCCAGCGGGGUAUCCUUGCAAUCGUCGCCUUUGCGGCUGUUGCUGGUGCUGUUGAGGCCAGCGCAGCGGCAGAGGCGGGCCUUGAGCCCGACUCCAUAAGUGACGAAACGAAGCUGCACAUGCUUGACAUGGAGCUGAGUCGCGUGAAGGACCAGCUGAGCUCUUUGAAAUCCGAGAUGUCCGACGACGCUUCUCUGCUACAAACUCCGGAGAGGAAUGUGGAGCAUUUGAGUUUGCCACUUCGAGAAGCGCUCCUGCAAGCAGAGAUGUCCGACGACACUUCUCUGCUGCAAAUUCCGGAGACUCUGUCGACAGAGAGGAGUGUGGAGCACUUGAGCCUGCCACUGCGAGAAGCACUUCUGCAAGCAGAGGCCACCAAUUCUUCUGACCUCAGCUACUUCCAGCAGAUGGGGCAGGAGAUUCAAGAGGAAGGUGUCAUCUUCUACUUUGCCAGAAGAGCAGCAUUCUGGCUUGGCAUUGGCGCUUCCUGCAUAGUUGUGGGUUGCAUGCAAGUCCUGCUUGGCGCAGCCGGCGGGGAGAAGGUAGAUGAAGCUAUCAACGAUAUGACGGAGGCUUGGGUGCCUUUUGACAAGGUCCACAAGGGGCCCAGAUUCAUGGGCAGUCCAGUUCGAAGUCCCAACUUCGGGACGAGCCCAUACCAUGCUGCGGGUUAUCUGCAAAGCCCUGGUUCCAGUAUGAUAAGCUCGGACGACAGCAGUGACUUGAGCGCGUGAGAGCAAGAUGCUCUUGUGUUUUGCCUGGGCAAUUGCUUUCGGCUAGAGGAAA